Halichondria panicea is the source of this 1211-nucleotide messenger RNA. Its product is annotated as toll-interacting protein-like. The record is from RefSeq and is a predicted model, not a curated record. Gene Ontology annotation, cellular component: cytoplasm. Gene Ontology annotation, biological process: ubiquitin-dependent protein catabolic process. Gene Ontology annotation, molecular function: ubiquitin binding; ubiquitin conjugating enzyme binding. Bases 88 to 1029 code for a protein of 313 amino acids. Lineage: Eukaryota; Metazoa; Porifera; Demospongiae; Suberitida; Halichondriidae. The transcript is spliced from 8 exons.
UCAUCCUUUUGCUAACUUGGCAAAAAUAAACAGUGUUGUGUACAUGUAAAAAUUUUUUUUCUUGAACCAGUACUAAGUGAGAGAGGUAUGGCUACAACUGGAGAUUCAGCAUCUACAGAAGCUCAAGGUCGACAGCCGACUAGGCGUGAGAGAGCAUACCUACCUGCCCAGCUACCAGAUGACUUCCUCUGCGUGGAGGCCACCCGUUCCACUAGGCACAGAGAACCAAGGGAGCCUCAUCUUGCCCCGAUGACCUAUGCCCCUCAGGCCGGUGUCCCACAGCAACAGGUUCAACAAGGCCCUCCCAACAGUGUGGGCAGACUCAAGUUGACCGUCUCACAGGCCAAACUGAUCAAGAACUAUGGUCUCACUCGUAUGGAUCCGUACUGUCGUAUUCGUAUUGGCCACACUGUGUAUGAGACACCGACAGACAUCAAUGGAUCUAAAAAUCCUCGAUGGAAUAAAGUGUUUGCCACUAAUCUUGCUCGAGGUGUGAACAGUCUGUAUGUGGAGAUCUUCAACGAGCGCUACCUGGCUCUGGAUGAUCGUGUAGCGUGGGCUCACUUUGAAUUCCCUGAGGAUCUGUUCAAUGGGGAGACAGUGGAGGAGUGGGUGCCCCUCAAUGGUCGUCAAGGCAAUGGGGAGGAAGGGAAUAUCAACAUUAUCUUGUCUCUACAGGUUGCUCCCCCACAAACCUCGUACCAACUCACUGCUUACGGUAACCAGCCUGUUGCCAUGGUACCAGCUCAGAUGCCUGGAGCACAGGUAAGACCACAGAUGUACUACCAGGGUGGUUACCCACCCGUCUACCCAUCCUACCCCCCGGCUCAAGUACAGCCACAGCCACCCCCUCAGCAACUACCACCCUCUCAAAUCCCCCAGCCGCCACGUAUCAAGGAGGAGGAGGUCAAACAGCUGCAGGAAAUGUUCCCGACAGUGGACAAAGAGGUGGUGGUCUCCGUCCUCCAGGCUAGCAAUGGACAGAUAGACCAGGCCGUCACUAACCUCCUCUCAAUGACUACCUCUUAGAGCGCAGAACAAUGCAUAUACUGUAUGUACAUGACCCACAAAUUUAUUAGCUCAGUUUAUAUUCUGUUUUUGUUGUGCUACACAUACACGUACGUUACCUAGGCUACUGUAGAUCGAAAUCAUUACUUGUCUUGUGUAGACAAUCAAUAAUUGUUGACAAAUAAAGUAAUGUUCACACAGAA